CUACAUGUAAAUUUUGCAUUGUUGGUUGUAGACGACCAACGCUGAUAAUGUGUCUGGAAAGAAAAUGUAAAUAAUCGUAAACCCACAAUUGGCCCCCGUGGAAACCUGAAAUCAAAUAGUGAAUGAUGUAUUCAUUCUAAUAUAUUCUUGCUUGAUACAAGUUGCAAAUCACAAAAGCAAGCAAUGUCGGAAUCAACUAAGUCAGUUCCUAAAGUUGAGGAAGAAGAAGGUGCCUCCAGCUCACCUUCAGAUAGGUCUAGUGCGACAUCAGGUCCUGGUGCAUCCAUUGCAACUGGAAUUGAUGUAAUUACUUCAUUCAUUCAAGAAAAACUUAAGAUUAGCAAUAAGCCUUCAGUGCAUCAAAAGAAACAGAUUUUGGUAGAACCCACCAUUCAGGCAGUAUGUGAUUAUAUAAAAAGCGGCCGGUGUAAGAAUAUUAUCACUAUGGUGGGUGCUGGGAUAUCAACAGCAGCUGGAAUCCCAGACUUUCGAUCACCUGGCUCUGGUCUUUAUGCCAACCUGCAAAAAUACAAUCUUCCUCAUCCAGAGGCUAUAUUCUUUCUGGAUUAUUUCCAUCACAAUGCAAAACCGUUUUUUUCAUUGGCCAAAGAACUAUACCCUGGUAGUUUUAAACCAACAAAAAGCCAUUACUUUAUCAAGCUACUAGAAGAGAAGCAACUUUUGUUGCGACAUUAUACACAAAACAUUGACACAUUGGAACGAAUUUCUGGUUUAAGUAGUGACAAGCUUGUUGAAGCUCAUGGAACAUUCCAUAGUGGGCAUUGUUUGGGUUGUAGGAAGGAGUAUACACAGGAGUGGAUGAAAAUAAGGAUUUUUCAAGAUGAAAUUCCUAUUUGUGAAGAUUGUCCAGGUGUUGUUAAGCCAGACAUUGUAUUCUUUGGCGAAGAUUUGCCAUUGAGGUUUUACAAGUGCAUGAAAACUGAUUUUAAGAAUUGCGAUUUAUUAAUCAUUAUGGGUUCCUCGUUGUGUGUUCAGCCGUUUGCCUCACUUGUAGAUCGAGUGAGUCGAUAUACGCCGCGAUUGCUGAUCAAUAAGGAAGAAGUAGGCGACUCAUUGGAGUUUCAUGAUGAACACAACACCAGAGACGUUUUAAUGCUUGGAGAUUGUGAUGACCAAUGUCAGAUUCUAGCUGAGAAAUUGGGAUGGAGUGAAGAAUUGAAUGAGUUGAUGAAAACGGAACAUGCAAAAGUUGACUGUAGUAAUUCAACAAAGUAGUAUAGGUAUAUUAUAAUUUCGAAUUUACAUUGCAAUGUAAAUAAUUUACUUUAUUACUUAUUAAUUAGCAAUACUAGCAAUUGUAAAUACAUAUAUUCAAUUGGGUCGAGAUCAGACAUGAAAUAAAUUUGAAAGUAAUUUUAUCGAAA
This is a messenger RNA of Dalotia coriaria, 1385 nucleotides long. It is a transcript of the gene Sirt2, whose product is annotated as Sirtuin 2. Gene Ontology annotation, cellular component: nucleus. The record is from RefSeq and is a predicted model, not a curated record. Lineage: Eukaryota; Metazoa; Arthropoda; Insecta; Coleoptera; Staphylinidae. Gene Ontology annotation, molecular function: histone deacetylase activity, NAD-dependent; NAD+ binding. The coding region runs from base 184 to 1236 and encodes 350 amino acids. The transcript is spliced from 4 exons.